UUCUUUUUCCGUUUUUUUCAUUUUCCACUUUGUUUCUUUUAAAAAGCCUUUUUUCUAGAUUGUUUUUUCUUUCUUCUUUCAAUUCGAGGAAAUGAGAAAUUUCAAUUUUAUUUUUAUUUGAUACGAAUUAGGGUUUGGAUUUGUAAAACCACGCUCUUACCGAUUUUGUUUUCGAAAAAUGUUGAUUAGAGAGUUUAAUUUAUUGGAUUUGUAGCUCCGAUCUUGAAAUUAGGGUUUGGAUUAGAGAGUAAUUGUAGCAAUGGAUGUUGAUUCCACGAUGGUGCCGGAAACCGAUCAAGAUUCGGCGGUUCAAAACUCUACAUCGCCGUCAAUGGAUAGAGAGCAGCAGCUAAGGGAUCAGCCGCAGCCUGCGGGAUCUCCGGCGUCUCCUACUUCUGUUGCGGUGAAUCCUCCUAUGCUGCAGCCGCAGCAGGCGCAGCAGCCUGCGCAAACGCAGCAAAGCCCCGUGGUGGGGCCGAGGCAUGCACCUACUUAUUCGGUGGUGAAUGCGAUUAUUGAGAAGAAGGAAGAUGGUCCGGGGCCUAGGUGUGGACAUACGUUAACUGCAGUGGCUGCCGUUGGCGAGGAGGGUACGCCUGGAUACAUUGGACCUAGGUUGAUUUUGUUUGGUGGCGCCACCGCUCUUGAAGGCAAUUCUGCAGCAUCAGGGGCUCCCUCCUCAGCUGGAAAUGCCGGCAUCCGACUAGCAGGCGCCACUGCAGAUGUUCACUGUUAUGAUGUGCUAACAAAUAAAUGGUCUCGCAUUACACCGUUCGGAGAGCCACCCACUCCAAGGGCUGCUCAUGUGGCAACUGCAGUGGGAACUAUGGUCGUUAUCCAGGGUGGAAUUGGUCCCGCUGGUUUGUCUGCUGAAGAUCUUCAUGUUCUUGACCUCACACAGCAAAGGCCAAGAUGGCAUAGAGUUGUUGUUCAAGGCCCUGGACCUGGGUCACGAUAUGGGCAUGUGAUGGCUUUGGUGGGCCAAAGGUAUCUCAUGGCAAUUGGAGGGAAUGAUGGGAAGCGUCCUUUGUCAGAUGUAUGGGCCCUUGACACUGCAGCCAAGCCUUAUGAGUGGCGUAAAUUAGAACCUGAAGGGGAAGGUCCACCACCAUGCAUGUAUGCCACUGCAAGUGCGCGUUCAGAUGGUCUUCUUCUGCUUUGUGGAGGGAGGGAUGCCAAUAGCGUGCCGCUAGCAAGUGCCUAUGGACUUGCCAAACAUAGGGAUGGUCGUUGGGAAUGGGCAAUUGCUCCUGGUGUCUCUCCAUCGCCAAGAUACCAACAUGCAGCAGUUUUUGUUAAUGCUAGGCUGCAUGUGUCUGGAGGUGCACUUGGUGGUGGUCGUAUGGUAGAAGACUCUUCAAGUGUUGCAGUGCUGGAUACUGCAGCGGGAGUUUGGUGUGAUACAAAAUCUGUUGUUACUAGUCCAAGGACUGGCAGGUACAGUGCUGAUGCUGCUGGUGGAGAUGCAGCAGUGGAGUUGACAAGACGAUGUAGGCAUGCGGCUGCUGCAGUUGGUGACUUAAUAUUUAUUUAUGGUGGUUUACGUGGCGGAGUCCUGCUUGAUGAUUUACUUGUUGCUGAAGAUCUAGCUGCUGCUGAAACAACAACUGCAGCUUCUCAUGCUGCAGCUGCAGCUGCUGCAUCUAAUGUCCUUGUGGGAAGGAUACCUGGAAGUGGUGGAAGGUAUUUUGGUGAUGAAAGAUCUAAGCAAACAAUGUCUGAAGCAGCACCUGAUGGUUCUGUUGUCCUGGGUAAUCCAGUUGCUCCCCCAAUUAAUGGUGAUAUGUACACAGACAUAAGCACUGAAAAUGCCAUGCUUCCGGGACCUCGGAGAAUGAGCAAAGGAGUGGAAUAUUUGGUUGAAGCAUCGGCUGCAGAAGCUGAGGCUAUAAGUGCCACUCUGGCUGCUGCUAAGGCACGGCAAGUUAAUGGAGAAGUUGAACUGCCAGACAGGGAUCGGGGUGCUGAAGCUACCCCUAGCGGCAAACAGAUAUCUACUUUGAUUAAGCCUGAUUCUGCUGGAUUAAAUAAUAUUGUUCCAGCUGGAGUUCGACUGCAUCAUAGAGCUGUGGUUGUAGCUGCAGAGACUGGUGGAGCCUUAGGUGGGAUGGUCAGACAGCUUUCAAUUGAUCAGUUUGAAAAUGAAGGCAGGCGGGUCAGCUAUGGUACUCCAGAGAGUGCAACUGCUGCUAGGAAACUACUAGAUCGACAGAUGUCCAUCAAUAGUGUGCCCAAAAAGGUGAUUGCUCAUCUUUUAAAACCUCGUGGUUGGAAGCCUCCAGUACGUCGGCAGUUUUUCUUGGAUUGCAAUGAAAUAGCCGACCUUUGUGACAGUGCUGAAAGAAUAUUUUCAAGUGAGCCAAGUGUUUUACAGCUGAGGGCUCCUAUCAAAAUAUUUGGUGAUUUGCAUGGGCAGUUUGGGGAUCUAAUGCGCCUUUUUGAUGAGUAUGGUGCACCUUCAACAGCUGGUGAUAUAGCAUAUAUUGAUUAUCUAUUUCUAGGAGAUUAUGUUGAUCGGGGCCAGCACAGCCUAGAAACCAUUUCUCUUCUGCUUGCUUUGAAGGUGGAGUAUUCCCAUAAUGUUCAUUUAAUUCGUGGAAACCAUGAAGCUGCAGAUAUCAAUGCACUUUUUGGUUUCCGGAUUGAGUGCAUUGAGCGCAUGGGAGAAAGAGAUGGAAUUUGGGUGUGGCAUCGGAUAAAUCGUUUGUUCAAUUGGCUACCGUUGGCAGCACUAAUUGAGAAGAAAAUCAUUUGCAUGCAUGGUGGUAUUGGCCGUUCAAUAAAUCAUGUGGAACAGAUUGAGAAUCUUCAGCGUCCUAUUACCAUGGAAGCAGGCUCAAUUGUGCUUAUGGAUUUAUUAUGGUCUGAUCCAACAGAAAAUGAUAGUGUAGAAGGAUUGCGGCCAAAUGCUAGAGGUCCAGGGCUGGUGACUUUUGGGCCUGAUCGAGUAAUGGAAUUCUGCAAUAACAAUGAUCUUCAAUUGAUUGUACGUGCCCAUGAAUGUGUUAUGGACGGAUUUGAGCGUUUUGCCCAGGGACAUCUAAUCACACUUUUCUCAGCUACUAAUUAUUGCGGUACUGCCAAUAAUGCUGGGGCAAUAUUAGUUUUGGGAAGAGAUCUUGUGGUGGUUCCAAAACUAAUUCAUCCUUUACCACCAGCUAUGUCAUCACCGGAAGCUUCACCUGAACGGCACAUUGAAGAUACAUGGAUGCAGGAGUUGAAUGCCAACAGACCUCCAACACCAACUAGGGGACGCCCUCAAGUAACAAAUGAUCGGGGAUCUCUUGCUUGGAUAUAGUGGAAGUUUCCGAGUACAUGAGUAGAUCUAUUUUUGGGCUUAUGCUGCCAGCUUGGGUGCCUGUAUAGAGCAUGGUGCCGUAUCCAGGAAUUCUGCGUUGUGUUGUUGCUUGUAGAAGUUUGAAGGCUUUCUGAUUCUUUGAUUGAAGAUGCAGAUGAAAAAAAUACAAGUUGGAGAAGCAGCAGUUAGGUUCAUUUGCUAAAUGAUUCAGUUGAGGAACACCCGUGUUUGUAUAUUGAGCCACAUGCGGGGGGGUAUAAGUCGUCAAAUGAGUUGUUUUUUUCUUCUUCUUAUAUUAUCCUUCAUUAGUUUAAUUUUUCCCCUAAUUCCUCGUUUUAGGCCUUAUAUUUUUUCUUCUUUUAAGUCCUUAUAUUUUAUUUAAUAUUUGUGGGCGUACAUGUAUCAUAAAGGUGUAAUUCUUAUUUGUGCUAUAUACAAUACAAUGUAAUUUGUGUGAA
Molecule: messenger RNA, 3756 nt
Organism: Mercurialis annua (annual mercury)
Lineage: Eukaryota; Viridiplantae; Streptophyta; Magnoliopsida; Malpighiales; Euphorbiaceae
Product: serine/threonine-protein phosphatase BSL3
Exons: 21
Coding region: 260-3298 (1012 amino acids)
Biological process (GO): brassinosteroid mediated signaling pathway
Molecular function (GO): phosphoprotein phosphatase activity; protein binding
Source: RefSeq, a predicted model, not a curated record